Colletotrichum costaricense is the source of this 753-nucleotide messenger RNA. RefSeq lists its product as uncharacterized. Lineage: Eukaryota; Fungi; Ascomycota; Sordariomycetes; Glomerellales; Glomerellaceae. The transcript has a single exon. The coding region runs from base 1 to 753 and encodes 250 amino acids. The record is from RefSeq and is a predicted model, not a curated record.
AUGGCCGAAGAUCCCCAAAACGAUAAGCCAGUCACCGAGCAUGACAUCCCGUCUUGGAUGAAGAUCAGGGAAAGCGAUCCCGCCAACGUCACGCCUUCGUCCGCUGCCAUUCAGAAAGACCAAGCUUUACCAGAUGACACUUCGCUGCGCAAAUGUCCUUCAACCAUGAUCAAAUGCGUCCAGGAAACUGCUGCCUCAUUUCUUCCCCACGUCGAACGCAGCAAUUCCAUUCAGGAAUUCGCGGCCAAGGCACAUCAAGACUCAUCGAACCAGAAAGAGCAACUACUGCAAGGUGGCCCUAGAUGCCUCAAUGAGACCUACUCGAAAAGGAUGGAAACGACCAUCCUUCACAUUGACUACGUCGAGAUACUAGUCGACUUCCUCGUUUCUCUACUCGACUUGGAGAAGUGGCACCUCGUCAUUGGCGAAUUGUGGUUCUGUGCAAAGCCUUCGGGUGAUGUCAAGUUUGCCAAAGAGAAUCUUACUGGCCUCGGAGGAGACGACAGUGGUGUCUAUCACAUCCACUCGUCAGACCCGCACACCGAGACGUUGUGGUCGAUGGCACUGAAUGCUGCUGAGGUCUGGGCACGUACUAACGGUCUGGAUAAUGCGUCUCAUACUUUAUACGUGACCCUCAAGCAAUGGCCAUUGGAAUCAGAAUACCCAUACUAUGCGGACCUGAGCCACCUUCAACGCUUGCUUGCCCGUGUGAGGGCCGAAUCGAUAACAGAGACAAUAACAAGAGCAUCCUGA